UAGUUACAGUUACAUGUUGCAAUUUUGAAUUUUAUUUUAGUGUAGCAACAUUAAAAAGUGAGUGUUCUUUCGUCGUGUGCCGGUUUCCUCAGAUUUUCGGCUCCCAUAUUUAUCUUUACCUCGAAUUUAAGUUAGAACACUAAUACAAGAUGACUACCGAACCGAUGUUACAACUUAUACAAAUAUUGGAAAAGACAAUAUCUCCCGAUCGAAAUGAGUUGGAAGCAGCAGAAAAAUACCUUGACCAUGCAGCUGCCACAAACUUCACAGCAUUCAUCAAGAUGCUGUCAGAUGUACUGGCACAGGGUGGCAACAGUCAGGUGGCGCGCAUGGCAGCGGGGCUGCAGCUCAAGAACCACCUCACAUCUAAAGAUGCCUCACUCAAGCAACAAUACCAGCAGAGGUGGCUUGCCCUACCAGAAGAAACUAGGCAAUAUAUUAAGAAAAAUAUCUUAUUAGCAACUGGCACUGAAGACACGCGGCCCAGUUCAGCGGCGCAGUGUCUUGCAUAUGUAGCGGUGGCUGAACUCCCAGUGGGCCAGUGGAAUGACCUCAUUCCCAACUUGGUGGAAAAUGUUGUUAAUGUUCAAUCUACUGAACUGAAGAAGGAAGCCACAUUAGAAGCCAUUGGUUACAUUUGCCAAGACAUCGAUGCUGAAGUGUUGACAGAGCAGAGUAACCACAUCCUUACAGCCAUUAUCCAUGGCAUGCGGUCCACCGAGCCCAGCAACCAUGUGCGCCUGGCAGCCACACAGGCUCUGCUCAACUCACUCGAGUUCACUAAAGCUAACUUUGAUAAGGAAAAUGAAAGGAACUUCAUUAUGGAGGUUGUAUGUGAGGCUACACAGUCACCUGAUAUGAGGAUAAGUGUAGCAGCACUACAGUGCUUAGUCAAAAUUCUAUCAUUAUACUACCAAUACAUGGAGCCAUACAUGGGCCAAGCAUUGUUCCCCAUCACCCUGGAGGCGAUGAAGUCGGAAGUCGACGAUAUAUCACUGCAAGGCAUUGAGUUCUGGUCCAACGUCAGUGACGAAGAAAUUGACCUCGCUAUUGAAGAGGCUGAGGCUGCGGAUGCUGGUCGCCCUCCAGUACGAACGUCGAGGUUUUACGCGAGAGGUGCUCUGCAAUACUUGGCGCCAGUCCUAAUGCAAAAGCUCACCAAACAAGAUGACACUGAUGAUGAAUUAGAUUGGAAUCCUUCAAAGGCUGCCUCGGUCUGCCUAAUGCUCCUUUCCAACUGCUGCGAAGACGAGAUCGUUCCACACGUCCUCCCUUUCAUAAAUCUAAAUAUCAAACAUGAAGAUUGGCGGUUCAGGGAAGCCGCGCUAAUGGCCUUCGGUUCAAUAUUAGGCGGCCUUGAGCCGAAUACUCUCAAACCCCUCGUCGAGAAGGCCAUGCCGACCCUCAUCGAGGCCAUGUACGACUCCAGCGUCGCCGUGCGGGACACGGCAGCGUGGACCUUCGGAAGGAUUUGCGAAAUCGUUCCAGAGGCAGCCAUCAAUGAAACUUAUCUCAAACCCCUGCUAGAGAGUCUCGUCAACGGGCUAAAGGCGGAACCUCGUGUCGCGGCAAACGUUUGCUGGGCAUUCACCGGAUUGGCUGAAGCCGCGUACGAAGCCGCGGAUUGUGGCGACUCCAACCAGCCUAAAACUUACUGUAUGUCAAAAUACUUUGACUUCAUCAUUGAACGUCUGUUGGAGACCACUGACCGCCAAGACGCCGCCCAACACAACUUGAGAUCGGCCGCCUACGAGGCGCUCAUGGAGAUGGUCAAGAACUCUCCCUCGGAUUGCUAUAUCACCGUACAAAAGACGACUAUGGUUAUUUUGGAGCGACUGCAACAAGUCUUACAGAUGGAGAAUCAUAUUUCCAGCCAAGCGGAUCGCUCCCAAUUCAACGACCUGCAAAGCCUCCUAUGCGCGACUCUUCAAUCUGUUUUACGUAAAGUUACCCCUGAAGAUGCGCCACAAAUAUCUGACGCCAUCAUGACGGCGCUUCUCACUAUGUUUGCGAGUAACGCUGGCAAGGCUGGAGGUGUUCAAGAGGAUGCUCUGAUGGCCGUCUCCACCCUAGUCGAGGUGCUAGGAGAAGGUUUCCUAAAAUACAUGGACGCCUUCAAAAGAUAUCUUUAUGUUGGACUUAAGAAUCAUCAGGAAUAUCAAGUAUGCAUAGCUGCUGUUGGAUUAACUGGAGAUAUUUGCAGAGUACUGAAAAAUAAGGCACUUCCCUACUGUGACGAGAUUAUCCUGCUGCUGCUGGAGAACCUCGGCGACCCGACCAUCCACCGCUCGGUGAAGCCGCAGAUCCUGUCUGUGUUUGGAGACAUUGCUUUGAGCAUUGGACCUGAUUUCGCCAAAUACUUCGAUGUCGUGAUGCAAAUGUUGCUGCAGGCCAGCAACGCCCAAGUGGACCGUAACGACUUCGCCAUGGUGGAGUACCUGGGCGAGCUGCGCGAGAGCGUGCUGGAAGCGUACACCGGCAUCAUUCAGGGCCUGAAAGGAACAGGCGGAGAGGUGCGCGCGGACGUGGCGCUGGUGGAGCCGCACGUGAACGCCAUCGUGAACUUCAUGAUGGCGGUGGCGGUGGAGCCGGAGCGCACGGACGCGCACAUGUCGGCCGUGGCGGGGCUGGCGGGCGACCUGUGCGCGGCGUUCGGCGCGCGCGUGCUGCCCGUGCUGGAGCAGCGCCCGCUGCUGGACCUGCUGGCGGCCGCGCGCCGCUCGCGCACGCCGCGCACCAAGACGCUCGCCAACUGGGCCACCAAGGAGAUCCGCAAGCUCAAGCAGCAGGCGCCGCCCGCCAGCUGUUUGUCGACGUCGUAUGCCUACGGUGAAGUCUCCGCGAGUCCAGUGCGCGUAUAGUCGAUUUGAAAAAAUGCUAUGUAAAAGCGACGUAAUGCAGUUUCAAACCACCUGCUGCUGGUAAACAACUCAAAUGUAUGUCAGGUUAUGUAUAGCGUCUUUGGUGUAAUUAUUCAUAAGUCGUUAGGUGCAUUCGAUUCCGGGCUUUUUUCUUCCGGUAUAAUUUCACUAGACUGCAUACUAUUUUGUUUGGGGAAUUAAGUGAUUAUGUGCGCUCUAAUACCUAAUAGUAAAGCAGUGCACUUUAAUGGAGUUAAAAAGGCCAAUUUCACAGUUUAGCGAUCGCCUUCUAAGGUCCUCAAACCUAAACUACUGGUUCCUAUGCUGUUUAAUAUGGUUGCCCUUGUAACAGCAUAUAUUCGGAAAAAUUACUUUACCGCCAAUUUAAUUUUAUUUCAAGCAAUUAAUACAAGGAGAUAAAAAUAAAUUGUGUGGGCGGUCCAAACAAGUGAUUGAUAUUAUGUUUAAGCACUGCACUCCUUUUUAACUCCAUUGCUUAAUAUUAACAUUUUAGUAUUAAUACAGAAGUUAUUUCAGCGUCGAUUGUUUUAAUAACGUAGAUUAUAUCACUAACUAUUGUAAUGAAAGAAACAUGAGAAAAGUAGUUUAUAUUUGUUUAUAAGCAAUCAUUUAUUUAUAAAUGGUUACUGGUAGUGAAUUUUUUUUAAACAGCAUUGAUAGUGUUUUAAUGCGUAGUAUUUUUUUUUGCGUUUAUUAACACUGCUUUCUCUGUUUCUUAUCUUGAUUAGUUUUUCGGCUAUGUACAUAGUUAACGAGUAAACAUAGGGAAGAGGCAAUGGCAAGCCGGUUCACGUGAAAUGCCGAUUGGUAUGGGUGAAGGAUCAUUCCUAUGUUUAUUUUUUCCUAGGUAGUGUAUUUUCUAUCAUUAUACUUAAGUAGCUCUAUCAAGUUGUAUACCCCUACAAAGUAUGCAGAUGAAAUUAUAUUUGGAUUUGAGUUUAAGUUGUAAAUGAUAUCAAGUCGGUAAAUGAUCGACAAAAUGCCUGCGAACAGUGCACCUGGCGCGGUCUACUAUUCGGAGUAAUUUAAGUACGCCUGGCUAUAGUAAUCUUUCCAUGUUAAUCUUUAAAGUAAAAGCAUUUUUUCCUAUUUGGUAUUUUAAAUACAGACAGUGGCUGUGGUAUGUUUACUUAUGUGAGAAAAAAGUGAUAGUGAAUUUAAUUUGAAAGCGCGACAGUGUGAAAGAUGACGAAUGUUAUUUUAGGCAUGCACAUGUGCAAGGGAUUAUGAACUUUAUGAAUUUAUUACUAAUUGUGUUUUGUAACAGUGCGAAAAGUCGUAUGAAUGAUUGAGAAUGCAUGAUAAAGAAGACGAGUGGAUGAUUAUCACAGAUCUUUUGUAAACUAAGGCAUGUGUCGAUCUUAAUGGAGAGAUGGAUUAUUGUAUAAGGUUCCAUCAACUUUAAUUGAGACAGGAGGCCGCCAUAUUGGUGAUAGCUGCUUGUUCAUCACAGUACUUUGCUACCCAACAACAAAACCAUAUUUUGCUUUAAAUAAAACUUUUAUUUAAACAAAAAGCAUAUUAUUUGUAAUAAAACAAAACCAUUUAAACUUACGGUUCUCUUCAAUCCCUAACCAAGUAUUUGUGAUGAGUAAGUAGACGCUGCCUUCGGAUCUCGAGCUUACAUUAUUUGUACAUAUGUAAUUAAUAUCGUUUCCUUACGACAUUGAGUGGCAAUCUAUUGUUGGCCAUGCGACUGAAAACUACUGAACCGAAAAUUUAAGAAUAGGAAUAUCAAAUACAAUGAGUUUAAUAAAAUUAUAAAAUAAAUUAAACCAUGGAUUUGAAGUCUGUGAAAUCAGCUCAAUUUGGUACUAAGCUAAAUUAUUUUGUUACAUCAGCGACGUAACAAAAUCACAUAUUUUAAUUAAAUAUAAGAUAUUAAACUAGUUUGCCAUCGGUGCGUGUCUAUUUUUAAACAAUUCUAAUAACGCUGGUUUGGAAUCGCUAUUUCAAUAAUAAUUUUUCAUCAAAUUUUUCAUUUGUUAUUAAGAAAAACAUAGCAAAGUCAUCAUGUUCGUUUCCUUAAUGCGUUGCUGGUUUUUAACCCUGCCUACUACCUGGCUACUACAGAACCGGAUAAUUUGAAAAUCAGGAACUAACCUAUCAAUUGUCCGUGAAUUUUGGUGCUACUUGUAAAGAGAGGAAAUGAUGAACAAAACUUUUUGAAUUAUACGUUCAAAUACGCGUUUUUUUUUCAACAAAUGUAUGUCUCCAAUUAUAAUGUGUGUUGCGGCAAUUCCAGUCAUCUCAUUACUCAAAAGUACAGUCAUGUGUUCGUCAGCUCAUUUUACAGGCUAGUUACAUCUAAGGAUCUAUCUCGCUCGUUACCUACAUGAUUGUCCAUAAACUAGGUAGUUUACAAACUUCGUGUUACCUGUUUCUUAACAUAGUCGAUUCUUGGUUACCUAGUUUUAUGAGUAACGUAGACUAAUUAAGCGAUGCUCAUUUUUAUUUUUAUGUAGUUCAUCGGUGCAGGUCGCUGUAAAUCCAGGUGACUUUCAAAAACACAUCGCAGUUUAAUAUUGUUGCCAUAAACGUCGAUUGACUUAAGUGCCUUUUACUCGUACGUACUCGUGACGCUUCCUGAAACAAAAUAUAUACUCUUAUCGGUCGUUGGUAAGGUCCGACCGAGAUCUCGGUCUCGGCAUUCUCGGCCAAAAAUCGAGCCGAGCUCGGUCUCGGCUCUCGGCUAAAAUGGGCCGAGAUUCUAGCCGAGACCGAGACUAGGCAAUGAGUUAUCAUUGGUGAAUUUAAUUUUUUCCGCGCACGAGCGCCGAGGUUUAAGCCUCCCGUUGGUUGCAUCGCUCGGUUGAUGUGACGUUUUUUGUGGUUUUGAUUGGUUUCGUACCCACAUUUUAAGCCAAUUACUUAUCAAAUACUAAGUGUUGGAAUCGGAUAGGCGCGGUUGCAAGUAAUGACUUGUUCAUUUGGGUCUUUUCGUUUUGUAGUUGUGGUUAUUGAUGAAUAGAUGAGUGUAUAUUGUUAUCGGGAUGUAACUUAGAUUAACUUGUUGUGAGUGAAAGAUGACACUGGAUAUUUUGAUACUAAAUAUAUCUGUGUUAACGGGAAAAAGCAAAGCAGUAGGUAAGUACAAAACGACACCUGUGGCGGAUUUUUUGGGUUACAAUAUAUAACUCCUUAUUUUGAUUAUUGUUAUUGUACCUCUUUUUGUGCACUGUACUGAAAAAAAAACCGGCCAAGUGCGUGUCGGACCACGCAUAAUGGAAGGUUCCGUACCUUCACACAAUACAAAAAAGCCGUACAAGCAAAAGAGCGUAUGUUAGUAGCACUUUCGUCGUUUUAAUAAGAAGAUCAGUUUUUUUUAUAACUCUUUAAUGGCUUAACCGACCAUAUUCAAAAUAAUUUCCCUGAAAGCUUUAUUAUUUAAAUGGUUUUGAUCUCCCGGUUCAAAAGUUAAAGGGGAUUACACUAUUUUUUUGGACCGAUUAUUUUCAAAAGUAUUAGCUUAAUCAAAAAACUUUUUUAGCAACCUUUAUGUAUUUUUAAAGACAUAUCUAAUGAUGAGCCACAUGUUUUUUUUACUAUUAGUUACAUUUAUAUGGAGUAUAUAUUUAAAAAAAAAAUCUAAACUAAGAAGCGACUUACAUAAUACGUAUACACCUACGUUCCAAAUUUGGUUAUAAAAUAUAUCGUAUAGUUUAUGAGUAAAAUGGCUGUGACACGCACAGACCGACAUAAAGACAUGACGAACCUAUAAGGGCCUGCGCUAGCUGACGCGAGUGCACGGAGCGGACGAGCGGGUUAACGAAAAAUAGUAUGAGCGACGCUAACUGAACCGGACGCGUGCGGCGGAUUUCACCUACAAAUAGCACCCGCGUGCGUGCGCACGCGGCGGGCAUCCGCGUCAGCUAGCGUAGGCCCUAAAGGUUCCAUUUUUGCUAUUUUGGCUACGGAACACUUAAAAUACUAUUUAAUAGCGUUACAAAUUAAUUAUGAUAACUUUUUCUGAUUAAUCGUCGAAUUUCGAUUAUAAAAACAUUUUUAGUGCAAAAUUCGACUUUUUUUUUCUAUUUUAUAAAUUCUCGGUCUCGGCCGAGAAUCCCAUUGAAUCUCGGUCUCGGCCGAGACAAAAAUAGCGUUCUCGGUCGGACCUUAGUCGUUGGUGUUAGAUUUAAUACCAUCACAAAUGUGUACUGCUUAUCAAUUUGUAUCUAUAAUUACCGCACCGUACAACUGUACCUAUGAAACGUGUACCGAGCUGGAUUUCGCGUUACUUUACAAUAGGUAGCGGAAAUGGUCAAGUUUUUGCGGGGCGGGCAGCGCGAGCUAUGGCCGCUCGCCGGAGCCGCACGGACCGCCCUCAGUGUGGACCGAGCAGGUCGCCAAGUGAAUGCCGAUUGAGUUGGGAGUGUCUGCUAGUCUGUGAGCAUCACUGACAGGGAUGAUGUUUGCGCGAAUUAUGCAAGAUUUUUUUAGUGUGUCUUAUUAUUGAUCUUCAGAUUCAAUUUGUAUGGAUCAAAUGAUGCGCCGUAUUUAAAGUUUUAAUUGAGUAUGAUAGGAGAAUGUGUGAGGACUAGUGCCAUGCCAUGAAAGGUUCUGAAUUAGAAUCGAAGGCGUCGAGUCGACGAAUACCACCCACUUUUCCUGCGCGAAAAUCGAUUAAAAUUAUUUUGUUACAUCAUUUAUUUAAUUACUUUAUUUUGACUCUGAAUACUAUUCUGUAAACUGUUCUAUAGUAAAUAAAACAUUUAGAUGUUAACAA
Messenger RNA from Cydia pomonella (codling moth), 7608 nucleotides. It is a transcript of the gene Fs(2)Ket, whose product is annotated as importin subunit beta-1. The coding region runs from base 150 to 2861 and encodes 903 amino acids. Gene Ontology annotation, cellular component: nucleus; cytoplasm. Lineage: Eukaryota; Metazoa; Arthropoda; Insecta; Lepidoptera; Tortricidae. The record is from RefSeq and is a predicted model, not a curated record. The transcript is spliced from 11 exons. Gene Ontology annotation, molecular function: nuclear import signal receptor activity; small GTPase binding. Gene Ontology annotation, biological process: protein import into nucleus.